CUCGCACAUUGACGUCAGGAGGGCCAUUGUUCGACCCGCACACAAAACGUGUCCUCCGUGGGACUGUCCGAGGAUUCGGCGUUCGUGCAGGCCGCUUCACGUUUGAAAGGGUCUAUGGAACGAGAUACGCGUUCUUUAACUCCUCGACCGUGUAGCCCAAGAGUCGGCUCAGGGACAGAAGAGGGACUUAAGCGCCCACUCCGCAGCGAUAAUGUCAAUCUUGGACAUGAGGUAUGUUUUAGGGACGGUUGCUUCUACCGGCGGAGCUCAUGUGGCCUGUUAUCGAUGCAUGGCGUGGACCGCAUCUUCUUCACGCUCGGAACCCAUCUGGAUGACGGACCCACGUGCGCCGAAUAAUGGGGAUUCCCUCGAAUACAAACUCCACUCACACUUGAAAUCAGAAAUCGCUGCUUGGAACAUCAGUGCUACCGCUGCUGGAGUCGUAACCGUUCUCCUUGCCGGCAUCGCGACCUCGAUCCUCGGCAUAUAUCGCUCCGAUACGGCCGUCAACCUGAAAACAGGCCGGGUUGUCACGGCAUUCCGGAUAGUAUCCUACUUGGCUAUCCAGUGCAACACUCUCGCGACAGUUGCGUCUCUUUGCUUCAUAGACCGAUUGGGCGACUUGCCCAUCCACGCAGAAGAGGACGACAAACCGACUCAAGGAAAGCUACCCAAUCAGGGGCGUUUGAGGACGCUUAGUUCGUUUGGAAGGGCCUCAUACGGGGGGAUUUUCAGACAAUGGAUGGCCUAUUUUGCUCUAGGCACGAUAUUUCUAUUUCUACAGAUCUUGCUCUUCAUCGCCCUCGAAGAGAGUCACCUGACCGCUAUCUUGAUGGGCUCGGUCAUCUUCAUUCUGGGCGGAGCUCUCAUCGCGACUACAUUUCAUGAUCGCAAAAAAAGAUAGAUCGGCCUCGUACUAGAUGUUAAAAAUUUGUUAGAGCCUGAAUACAUGAAUACCCGUCGCCUUCCUU
This is a messenger RNA of Mycena citricolor, 971 nucleotides long. Lineage: Eukaryota; Fungi; Basidiomycota; Agaricomycetes; Agaricales; Mycenaceae. The record is from the annotation of a GenBank genome assembly.